ACAAAGAACACAUAACAAAAGAAAAGUACAGUAGAGUCGCAGCUCGCCAUUGUGUCCUCCAAAAUGGCGGUGAUGGAGGCAGCGGACAUCGUGGUGGUUGUGUUCUACUUCGUUGUGGUCAUGAGCUUCGGAUUCUACUCCAUGUGGCGCGCCAACCGCAGCACGGUGAGCGGCUACUUCCUGGCCGGCCGCUCCAUGAACUGGUUCGUCAUCGGGGCGUCGCUCUUCGUCAGCAACAUCGGCAGCGAGCACUUCAUCGGCUUGGCCGGCUCGGGAGCGGCGAGCGGCUUCGCCGUGGGGGCCUGGGAGUUCAACGCCUUGCUGCUCCUCCAGGUGCUCGGCUGGGUGUUCAUCCCCGUCUACAUCCACUCCGGCGUCUACACCAUGCCUGAGUACCUCUCCAAACGCUUCGGCGGACAGAGGCUGAAGGUCUACUUCGCCGCUCUGUCCCUGGUCCUCUACAUCUUCACCAAGCUGUCUGUCGACUUGUACUCCGGCGCUCUCUUCAUCCAGGAGUCUCUGGGGUGGAAUCUCUACCUGUCCAUCAUCUUGCUGAUCACCAUGACGGCCCUGCUGACCAUCACCGGAGGCCUCGUCGCCGUCAUCUACACCGACACCCUGCAGGCUUUCCUCAUGAUCGCCGGGGCUCUUUGCCUGUCCGUCAUCAGCCUGAUGAAGGUAGGCGGGCUGGACGGGCUGAGGGAGAAAUACAUGCAGGCGACGCCCGACGUCGAGGCCAUCAUGUUGAGGAUGAACUUAACCAGCAACGCCACCUGCCACAACAUCCACCCCAAACCGCACUCCCUCCAAAUCCUGAGGGGGCCGCUGGACGAGGACCUGCCGUGGCCCGGCUUCCUGCUCGGGCAAACCCCGGCGUCCCUGUGGUACUGGUGCACCGAUCAGGUGAUCGUGCAAAGGGUGCUGGCGGCCAAGAACAUCGCCCACGCCAAGGGCUCCACGCUGAUGGGCGGCUUCCUCAAGAUCCUCCCGAUGUUCGUCAUCGUCAUCCCCGGCAUGAUCUCCCGCGUGCUGUUCGCCGACGAGCUAGCCUGCAUCAACCCGGAGCACUGCCUGAAAGUCUGUGGCAGCGCGGCGGGCUGCACCAACGUGGCGUACCCGCGCCUCGUCAUGUCCGUCAUGCCCGUCGGCCUGCGCGGCCUGAUGAUGGCGGUCAUGAUCGCGGCGCUGAUGAGCGACCUGGACUCCAUCUUCAACAGCGCCAGCACCAUCUUCACGCUGGACAUCUACAAGAUGGCGCGGCGCCGGGCCUCGUCCCGGGAGCUGAUGGUGGUGGGCCGGGUGUUCGUGGCCUUCAUGGUGGUGGUGAGCAUCGGCUGGGUUCCCGUGAUCAUCGAGAUGCAAGGCGGCCAGAUGUUCCUGUACAUCCAGGAAGUGUGCGACUACCUCACGCCGCCCGUCGCCGCCCUCUUCCUGCUCGGUGUGCUCUGGAGGCGGUGCAACGAGACCGGCGCGUUCUGGGGGAGCGCGGUCGGGUUCGGGCUGGGACUCACCCGGCUGGUCUUGGCGUUCGUCUACCGCGAGGGUCCCUGCGACGAGGAGGACUCGCGGCCCGCCUUCAUCAAAGACGUUCACUUCAUGUACGUGGCCGCAGGGCUGUUCUGGAUCUCCGGGCUCGUGACCGUGGUGGUGAGUCUGUGCACCGCGCCGCCGAGCGAAGAGCAGGUCAGAACCACCACCUUCUGGGGGUACUACUUCAAAGACAAAUAUUCAGUCAACGAUCCUGAGGAGACGCUGAAGCUGAAGGCCAAAGCGGACUGUAAUGACAGCAAUAGCAGCGCACCGGCACCUACCAAGGACACAUCUGUCGUGCCCAACAACAACGACGCUUCACAGAACCCCAGUGGGGUGACCGGUGACAUUCAGACAAUGGCGUUUGCCAAUGACACCAAUGACAAAGACACCACAGCGGAAGUAAACGGAAAGCCAGCAAUGACAGGCAACGGGCACCACCACCACCACGACCAAGUAGCCGUGUCUGCCUCUAGAGGUGUAGGGGAGAGUUCGUGUGGGGGUGGGGGGGAGAAGAGUCUCUGCAUGAGGCUGCUGGAGGGCUUCUGUGGGUUCAGUGGGACGUCGGGCAGCACUGAGGAGGAGGGGUCAGAGGUCAAUAUGGAAGAUCAGGUCAAUACGGGAGACAUGCUCCACGAGUCGCCCAGAGUCAAAAUGCUUCUGAAUGUUGGUCUCGUGACAGUGUGUGCUAUAGGAGUAUUCCUUUUUAUUUACUUUUCACUAUAGUCAGGCAA
Messenger RNA from Engraulis encrasicolus (European anchovy), 2264 nucleotides. Its product is annotated as sodium/myo-inositol cotransporter-like. Gene Ontology annotation, biological process: myo-inositol transport; inositol metabolic process; transmembrane transport. Gene Ontology annotation, cellular component: plasma membrane. The coding region runs from base 64 to 2256 and encodes 730 amino acids. Gene Ontology annotation, molecular function: D-glucose:sodium symporter activity. The transcript is spliced from 4 exons. The record is from RefSeq and is a predicted model, not a curated record. Lineage: Eukaryota; Metazoa; Chordata; Actinopteri; Clupeiformes; Engraulidae.